GGACUUUCGCAUGGACUUUGCACGGGCUGCGAAUCUUGUGCUUCUCGACUUGUUCCCCACCAAUUCCCUCCACCACCCUCGAUUUCACCAUGGCGCCCGGUCGCACCACGAAAAGAAGAAGGGUCAGCCCCCCCGCCGAAGAGGACAAGGGCUCCAAGUCCGCUCGUGCCGCCCCCAUUGGCGACUUCCACGACCAGGCCGCCGAAUGGGACCUCGAACAGGACUACGAGCGCCGGCCGCGCAAGGUGGGCAAGAAGGACCAGGAGAGAACCAGACUGCCCAUCAAGACGGACACGGGGCUGCAGAAUGUGGAGGAGCCGGAGGCUGUGGAGGACGAGUCCGACAGUUUCCUGGGCACCGACGACGACGACGAGGAGAUGGAGGAUGCGGAUUCGGAUGACGAGGAAGAGGUCGAGGAAGAAAAGCCCAAGAUCCCCCUCAAACUGCAAAUCAUCCAAGCCAAGGAAGACCUCGCGAAAUACGCCACGCUGAUCAACGAGGACCCCGAGGAACACCUCUCCACGCUGCGGGCCAUGGCCGAGAUGGUCGACAAUGCGUCGCACGUCACAAUCGCGAAACUCGCCAUCGCCGCGCAGGCCGCCGUCUACAAGGAUGUGAUCCCCGGGUACAGAAUCCGGCCUCUCAGCGACGAGGACAUGUCCUCGAAAAUCUCCAAGGAAGUGCGCAAGCUCCGGUCAUUCGAGCAGACGCUGCUCUCCAACUACAAGCGCUACAUCCAGAAGCUGGGGGAACUCACCAAGCCGUCUAAGAACGGGGCCCAGGUCGACGCCGGCCUGAAGAGCAUUGCCAUCAACUGCGCCUGCAGCCUGCUCCUGAGCGUGCCGCACUUUAACUUCCGUGCCGAACUGCUGAAGAUCCUCGUCAACCGUCUUGCCCGGAGACAGGUGGAUGCCGAUUUCGCCAAAUGCCGCGAGACAAUGGAGGAGGUUUUCCAAAGGGACCAGGAUGGGAUCGUGUCGCUUGAGGCGGUCCGCAUGCUGUCCAAGAUGAUGAAGGCGAAGGAAUUCCGCAUGCACGACAGCGUCCUCGACACCUUCCUCUACCUCCGGCUGCUGUCCGAGUUCUCCGCCAAGGCAUCCAGAGACCACAUCGAGCGCGAACCGGAGGAGGAGAACACCUUCGGCAAGAAGCCCAAGCAGAAGCGCGAGUUCCGCACCAAGCGGGAGCGCAAGGUGCAGAAGGAGCGCAAGAUAGUCGAGAAGGACAUGAAAGAAGCCGACGCCCUGGUGUCGCACGAGGAACGAGACAAGAACCAAGCCGAGACCCUGAAGCUCGUCUUCGGCAUAUACUUCCGGAUCCUGAAGCUCCGCAUCCCGGCCCUGAUGGGACCCGUCCUCGAGGGUCUCGCCAAAUACGCGCACCUGAUCAACCAGGACUUCUUCGGCGACCUGCUGGAAGCCCUGAAGGAACUCAUAGCGCACGCCGACCACGUCGAGGAGCAGGAGGGCGACGACGCCGAAGACAGCUCCAACGACGACGACGACGAGCCCGAGACAACACGAGACGCCCACCGCGAGGCGCUCCUCUGCACAGUGACAGCCUUCGCCCUCCUGGAAGGCCAAGACGCCAGCAAAGCCGCAGGCACACUACACCUGGACCUGAGUUUCUUCAUCAAACACCUAUACCGCUCGCUCUACACCCUCUCCAUCAACCCGGACGUCGAAUACAAUCCGGACAAAUCCCUCCGUCUCCCCGACCCCAACGCCCCCGAGGACGCCGCGAUCCCGCGCUCGCGAAACAAGGUCAACUUCCAGACGCCGAUGGUGCUCCUCCUCCGGUGCCUGCAAUCCACCCUGCUGUCGCGCGCGCACGGCAUCGCGCCGCCCGUCCGCGUCGGCAGCUUCUCCAAGCGCCUGAUGACGUCCUCGCUCCAGCUGCCCGAGAAAUCCGCCAUCGCCACCCUCUCCCUCAUGACGCAGGUCGCCAAGCACAACGCCCGCCGGAUCUCCUCGCUGUGGCACAGCGAGGAGCGCAAGGGCGACGGCGUGUUCAACGCCUACGCCGCCGACAUAGAAGCCACCAAUGUCUUUGCCGGCACGGUGUGGGAGGGCGAGCUGCUGCGUCAGCAUUAUUGCCCGCAGAUUCGCGAUGCCGCGCUGGAUAUCGAGAAGAUGAUUUUGACGAGGAAGUAGUCCGCUUACUUACCUAUUCCAUAUUUAUUUAUUCUCAUUAUUUUUAUGGCAUGUCGAUCGAUAUACACCUACAUACAUGAUUUGAGCGUCAUGGUUGGGUUUUCUUUUUCUUUUUUUUUUUUUUUUAUCUUAUUUUCUUCCUACUUGCUGCUACGGCUGUUGUC
Messenger RNA from Aspergillus heteromorphus CBS 117.55, 2317 nucleotides. RefSeq names its product nuclear export protein Noc3. Gene Ontology annotation, molecular function: chromatin binding. The transcript has a single exon. The record is from RefSeq and is a predicted model, not a curated record. Gene Ontology annotation, cellular component: nucleolus. Gene Ontology annotation, biological process: DNA replication initiation. Lineage: Eukaryota; Fungi; Ascomycota; Eurotiomycetes; Eurotiales; Aspergillaceae. The coding region runs from base 90 to 2153 and encodes 687 amino acids.